This is a messenger RNA of Synchytrium microbalum, 1977 nucleotides long. RefSeq lists its product as uncharacterized. Gene Ontology annotation, biological process: chloride transmembrane transport. Lineage: Eukaryota; Fungi; Chytridiomycota; Chytridiomycetes; Synchytriales; Synchytriaceae. Bases 1 to 1977 code for a protein of 658 amino acids. Gene Ontology annotation, cellular component: cortical endoplasmic reticulum. Gene Ontology annotation, molecular function: chloride channel activity. The record is from RefSeq and is a predicted model, not a curated record. The transcript is spliced from 11 exons.
AUGUCGAGUGGAGCCAUGGAAGAACAUGACUCUUGGGGACUAGAGUCUCUAGGAGAUACGGACUUUGUUCUCGAACUGAAGCCAGAAGUGGACGCAAAACAUUCAAAGUCUUUCAGCACUUUGAGGUCAAGAUUGACUAGUAAAGGCCUCAAGUUUCAGAUUAUCGAGCUUAAUUCAGCCACGAAAGCGUUGGCAAUAUGGUGUCCUACAAAGGUCUUGGCAAACUAUGCUUACAUCUGCAGUCUGGCUGACUAUUUACGGAAGGUCGGAACUCCUGCAAAGAAUCCUCCAAGUCAGAUCGUAUCAGCUCUUGACUUGAUGACACGAAUUACAUCAUCGGAACGUCUGAGGCUCAUUAACGAGAUGCUGGUCGAGCCUGAGUAUGAAGGAGGAAUUGGUGUUUUCGAAAAGGACGGUUGUGUAGAAUCGGUCUUUCCUCCCCACAACCAUGAAGUCACAAAAGCACUCAUUACAGCAUGGUCCAAGAAGUGGUUUCUAGAAUUCUCGGACAUAGAUCUGAUCAAAGACUAUGCAGGAACAGAAGUAGCAUUCUAUUUCUGCUUCUUGACUUUCUACUUUUGGGCUCUUUUUCCCUUGACUGUAAUCAGUCUUCUCUCAUGGUAUUUCGUAAGGGAUGGAUAUGAUUAUGUGCUCGGAGUGAUAUCUAUAAUUUGGGGUAUUGGAUUCUGUAUGCUUUGGGAACGUAAAGCUCGACAAACAGCUAUCGCGUAUAAGACGAGAGGAGUCUCUCGCUUCCAACCUAUACGAGCAGAUUUUCGACCAGACGGUUUCGUAAAAGAUGUUGUGACAAAUACUCAGCUCCCAGUCUAUCCAGAAUGGAAACGGAUUGCCUUCUUGCUUGGUGUGACUGCUCCUAUCGUUUUGCUCAUGGUCCUGUUGCAAGGAGGUAUAAUAGCAGCUAUCUACAUAUUGGAACAGGCCAUCAAAAACUAUUACCGUGGUCCCAUGCCACAUAUCGUAAAUUUCGCCCCGACAAUCAUAUAUGUAACCCUCAUACCUACACUCACAACCCUGUAUACACCUUUACUCAACAUGCUCACUGACUUGGAAAACCAAGAAACCGUCUCAGCCAAUCAAGCAUCUCAUAGCAUCAAAUCGUUCCUCUUUGCAACCCUCUCAACAUAUCUCCCUUUAGCCGUUCUUGGCUUUCUUUUCGUACCGUUUGAAGAUGCUGUUGGAGCUGCAUUGGGUGUUUUUGUAUCUCACGACUCGACGAAUUGGAAGCAGCCAGUCGGACAAGCUGGUCCUGACGUUUUUCAGCAGUUGUUGAUUUACUAUACAGUCACUGGCCAAAUCGAAAACGUCUUUAGUGAAUUAAUAUUACCAAUGAUCAAGCCACGAGUGAUGAGAUUGAUACGGACAUGGACAGCAUCAAAAUCUCAGGACAAGAAUGGUGAUUCGAUAUCGGACACGUCAUCACCAAAGACUGUGAAUGGACAUCACGUUUUGAAGCAGUUGCAAGAGGAAUAUGAGAGGCCUCCAUAUUGUAUUGAUGAGGAUUUACGGGAGAUGGUGUUGCAAUUUGGAUUCAUCAUGCUUUUCGGAGUUGCAUGGCCUCUGGCUCCACUUGCAUGUCUGAUCAACAACCUGUUCGAGUCAAGAUCGGACAUGCUUAAGAUAUGCUUGGCGACGAGACGACCUAUACCAUAUCGUGCAGAAGAUAUUGGACCAUAUACCAUGAUCUUGAAAACCAUAACACGAAUGUCGACCUUAACAAUACCAGCUCUGAUAAUUCUGUACAAGCAUUGGGACAAUGCGGUACCACCAACAGCACAAAGUCUUCCGAAACUCCCCGUAAUAGCCGUUGUCUGCUUCUUGUCUGAGCAUUUACAUGAUGCGUUGGCUUCGUUGAUAGCUCAAGCUACUACGAGCUGGUUGACACAGGAAGAACAGGAGUUGGUCAAGAUUGAAGCGAGGUUUAGGCGAGAGACACUCGAGUCUAAAAAGAUUGAGUGA